AUGCCAUUAAAUGCUGACGGCUCUGCUACCGCGUUUUUUGACAAAAAAUGUGUCGGCAUGAUUCUACUCGUGAUUGUUAACAUCUUGUGGGUUUUAUCAUCAGAAUUAACAAGAGUGAGUGCCAUUGUCUUGUGCCAAUCAGUAAAUGUUUAUCUCUUUACAGUUUAUUUUUGUGGACGAAGAAUUCAAUAGACCUUUCUUCACAGUUUAUUUAAAAUCGUGUACUCUAAUUUUGUACAUGCUGCGCUACUUAACUCGGGAAGGCGAAGAGGUGAAACUUUUUUUUUUGAUGAAUUUAAUUUUUCUUUUCCAGAGCUCUUACAAAACUUUAGUGAAUGAUUCAGACAGCGAAAGUUUCGAAAUGAGUUGCGAUUCGCUGGUGAGUUGAAGUUUCCUUUUUUUACAUUGAGAUAUAUAAUUUUUAAUUCGAGCUUCUUUUUUUAGAAGUUUAAUUUUCAAAUUUAAAAUAAAUUUGAACCAAAUUUAAUUUUUUCCAAGUUGAAAGACGAGUUCUAAGAGAUUUCAUUUUUCAGUCCGUGGAAGGCUUCGAAAGUGUGACGGAAGACUCUGAAGUUGAAUCAUCUGUCGAUGAUUCUGUCAAUAGAACCGUCAGGUUUUCACAACAACGGGAGGUGUGUUUGUUUUCAAACAAAUAUAACUAUUUUCGUCGAGAGGCGAGCGUUUUCAAAUACAGUAUUACUUUAAGUUCCUUUUGGCUCUAGAGCUUCUCAAAAUUUUCAUGUAACAAUAUGUUAGUUUUCCAAAAACCGACUGUUUCUGCAUUAUCGUCGAUUAUACUGCAUAUCGAUGGUCCUACUGCCAGAAAAAUCAAGAUUUUCUAUUUCCUUCCUACUUCGUCGUUUUAAUGAAUGCGACGCAGGUGAGACGGAUGCCGUCGUCAACGGCAGAAGACCAAAGACGAGCGCGACUGCCCUACAGAUCCCCGAGCGUCGAGUGCCACCUGCAAAUGUCCCCACACUUCAAGUACACGAUCCUCUUCUUCGCUCCUUUGGUCCGUUCUUUUUCUCGCCCUUCGAGGAUUCCUUUUACAGUGGCUUCUGUGCUCGUUCACCUACCAGGCGGCCCUCGUCUCCACUUCCGUUUCCAACUUGAAUCUAAUCUCCAGCUCUUCCUCCGUUUUCGUUCUCGCCUUUUCCAUAUGCUUUCCGGUCGGCUCGAAUCGCUUCACUCUGUACAAGGUUUGUUCACAGGCGGUUUUCUUUUGAUAAGGGCUGAUAGUUUUUUCACGAGAUUCAAGAAUCUCCAGUUUCAAAAUGUAGGUUGACUUUUCGGUUUUUUUUCGCGCGUUCUUCAGAAAAGUGUCUUGAUGAUCUUCACCAAGUAACAUAUGAUAAAAAAAAAAAUUCGAAAGCAAAUUUUCACAAAAAAAAAGUUGAAGAACAGGAUUGAAAUACUUUUUUUCUAUUCCUGUAAGAAACUCACAUAAAAAACGCUAGUUCGAUCUUAUACUUUCUUUUUGCGAAUGUUAUAAGGUUCAAAAAAAUUAAGCUGGAGCUGUUAAAAUUUUUUUGCUUCGAAUCAAAAAUUUAUGGUUCAUUGGAAGAAUAUAUAAAUUAUAUAGCUUGAAAGAGAUUUUUCUUGUAAGAGCAUUGUUACAGGCGAUCCUUGUUGCAAUGAACAUCGCCGGCGUCAUGAUCGUUUCUCACUACUCUCCGUCUUUGAUGGGCGCCUUUUUCGCGCAGGUUCUUUCCAAUCCCUCUCUUUAUACAUUAAAUUUGAAGAUUUCUGCUUUAUCCUACGCCAUAUACCUGACGGCUCUGUCACACUUCGAGGAGCGACUCGGAAGAAUGAGUAUCAAUUUAAUGUUUGGUAUGUUUCAGAUUUUUUAUCGACUUAAAAUGAAGUUUUUUCAACUAAAAGACCGUUUUGGGGCAUUGAGCGCUUAUUUCUCGAUAACUAGAGAUUUGUGCAGGUUAAGACUUUCCGAUUCUUCUUCUGGUACAUCAAAAAGUGUUCUGGCCAAUUUUCAAGGAAUUCCCAACCGCAAAGAAAAAAUACCUACCAUAUAAAGGAUGAAAUGGAAUGUGGUAGUCUGCUGCGGCUGUUCCUGUUCAAGCCGUUUUUUAUCGGUUUUUAUACCACAGAGAUUAUUUUUUUCGAGCUAGUCAGUCAGAUACUCCUGGAGCUUAGUAUAAUACAGAGUUAACAGUCCAAAUUCUGUUUAGUUUGGAGCGCAUCGGCUCUUUUAAUCUUGGAUAAUAUUUAAGGUUCUAUCGGACUGAUGGCUCUAGUCAUCGGCACCCCAAUGCUGACUUUUCUGGACAAAGUCGGAGUGGAGUCCUUGUACCCGAUGCCAAACUCGAUGCAGCUCGCCUCCAUCCUACUUUCCGCUCUGUUCGGUUCGUUUUUUCAGUCGGGUGCUGUUUUUCCUUUGUAACAUAAUAUUUGGUUCGGAAAGAGUAGUUUCAGGAACACUGGUGGCCGACUAUUUGUGGCUGCUAGCGGCGGGAAUGUCAGACUCGCUGACGGCGUCGCUGUCGCUGACCAUGGCGAUUCCGAUGUCGUUCCUCGCGGACUCGCUGCUCCGGUCGCGGCCGCCGACUUUCGCCCAGCUCCUCGCAGCCGUUCCCAUUACGCUUUCCUUCGUCGGAGCCGCUUUUUCGCAAAAGUCUGCGUCGAAAAACCAAAAACCUUUCCGUUCGCCGGCUGGUUCCGGCGACCGCAAGGAGGACAAUGCUAAAUUGAUAGAAGAUGAGCAGGAUUAG
Messenger RNA from Caenorhabditis auriculariae, 2726 nucleotides. The record is from the annotation of a GenBank genome assembly. Lineage: Eukaryota; Metazoa; Nematoda; Chromadorea; Rhabditida; Rhabditidae.